This is a messenger RNA of Xylona heveae TC161, 3272 nucleotides long. RefSeq lists its product as hypothetical. Gene Ontology annotation, cellular component: microtubule organizing center. The transcript has 4 exons. Lineage: Eukaryota; Fungi; Ascomycota; Xylonomycetes; Xylonales; Xylonaceae. The record is from RefSeq and is a predicted model, not a curated record. The coding region runs from base 144 to 3002 and encodes 952 amino acids.
CUCCGCCAGCUCGAACUGAGCGGACAGAUCAAGGCGCAACGCGAUACACAUCUCAAAUCUGCUUCCACACGCGUAUCAGUUGAUGUUUUCGAUAUUGUCUGUACUUUCAAUUUUCUUUGGAUCCAUUCACGCCUGCCAACACAAUGGUGGUCCCCGUGAUUGAUACGCCGCGUACGGAGGCAGGCAACGCAACCUAUUUAAACAGUAUCAAUGAACCGGACUUUUCGAUUGAAAACUCAUUUCGCUCGCCUUCUAAAGAAGGGAAUGAUCUCCUCAAACAAAUACAGGCUAGUCGCGCUGGGAUGAACCUGAAAACUCCCCGAUCACGAGGAGCCCGUGGGCAGCCUGAGUUCACGCCCUUGCUCAAGAGCGCUACAAGGAACAACAUUAUUCGCCGUCAAAGCUAUGGAAAGGGCUUUGAUAUUCCUCAGACUCCAGCAUUCCUAAAGCCUGGGUAUCAACCUUCAGAAAGUCCGGCAUUGCCUAUGGAGAGUUCGGGUCUCUACGAUGAACAAACCAGGAGCUCUUUUGCGGGAGGAACUCCGUUACCGCACAUUUCAAGCAGCAGCGCAGCGUCAACGCCAAUAGCUACUCUGCCAAGGCGGGAUGCUGAGGAUGUUUUGGCAAAUGGUGCGAAUGCUAUGACAUUGAAAGAACAAGAGAAUAUUAUCAACAGAAUCGAGAAAGACAACUUCGGACUUAAGUUGAAGAUUCAUUUCCUCGAAGAUGCUCUCCGCAAAGCUGGGCCAGGAUUCAGUGAAGCCGCGUUAAAGGAGAAUACGGAGCUCAAAGUCAACCAGGUCACUCUUCAGAAAGAGCUGCAUCAGUAUCGGAAAACUAUACGCUCCGCAGAGCACGAAUUAGAAACAUACAAGCAGGACUUGAUGGAUAUGCAGGAGAGAAUGAAGCGUAAAUAUGCCGAUGCCGGACAACGGGAGGAACUCGAGCGGUUACGAGAAGAAAUAAAUGUGAAGAAUGACGAACUUGCGGACCUUAGACAAAAAGUGGGGGCUACUGAUGAUGAUCGAAAGGAUGAAUUAGAAGGCCUCAGAGAUGAUAUUCGAGAGAAGGACGCGGAGAUGGAUGAAUUGAAAGACGAACUUGAAGACCUCCGGGAGAGACAAAAGGAUGAGCUCGAAGACCUAAGAGAAAAUGUCUCUUCUAAAGAUGCUGAAAUCGAAGAAUUGAGACAGAGAUUGAAGUCUGUCGAGGAAGGACAAGAGGCCGAACUAGAGGAGCUUGAAAACGACAAUGGUGAAAAGCAAGACAGGAUAGAACAGCUCGAGAAUGAGAAGGAGAAGUUACAGGAGAGGUUCAAGCGAAUGCAGAUGGAUGACCGCCAGCAACUCGAGAAGUUUGCAACGCAUAUGCAAGCUACCGAGGCAGAAGUUGAAAGAUUGAGGAUCCAGUUGCGUCACGCAGAAAACACAUCCAAAGACACAACUAUCAGCAAACAACAGAUCGUUGAAUUGGAUCAAUUUAGGGUUGUCGUUCCUCAAAAGGAUGCAGAGAUCCAAAAUCUGAGGCGGGAGCUCACAGAGCUAGAGGACGCUUUCAGGGUGAGACUCUCAGAGAAGGACCUCCAACUUGAGCAUUUGGGAAAUGAUGUUCGGGACAGGGAAACACGGAUAAGAGAGCUGAAAAGCAACCCCACGGAUGCUCAAAGCUUGAAUGAGCGCUUGGGUAUUGCGGAAGAUCAGAGAAUAACCAGUCUCAAGGCUACUGUCGAGGAAAAGGAAGCUGAGAUUAAGAGUCUCAAGAACCAGGUCGAGGAGACACAAAGCCGAGUGAAGCGCAAUUUGGACUACGAAAACCAGCGCCUUGAGCGCCUUCGAGCAGAGUUCAGCGGCAAAGAAGCGGAAAAUAGUGAUUUGAAGCGAGAGCUACGCGACCUGCAUGAGCAGCUAAGAAAUAAUGAGGUGGAUGAAAACAAUCAAAUGGAGGUUGAGCAUCUUCGGACACAAAAUCGAGACAAAGAUGCAGAGCUCAGCAUUCUCAAAAAGAAGCUGCAGUUAGCCGAUAGUCUUUUUGCCCAGCUCGAGAAGGCACGCACUGAGCUCGAAGAAACUCAAUCAUUGCUACAAGAGAAAGAGAACGCCAUCUCACGGAAACAACAUUUGAUUGAUGAAAUGAAGUCAGCCACCAGCAAAGAUUCCGGUUCUGUAGCCAGACUUCAAGAGGAACUAGCUACAGCGCAGGAACAGAUACAGGAACUGCAGGAGCAACACGCAAUUUCUACGAAACGAAGCAAUUUGGUUGAACAGCAAAGACACCAACGUGAAAUACGUGGUAUGGAAGAAAAGAUCAAUGAACUAUCGGCUGAACUCGAGGCACGCCAUGAAGCUUGGAUGGAGCUGAGAUCAGAAGUCACUGCGGUCAAGAAAGAACUUGCUUCGAGCAAACGCCAGGAGGUUGUUCUCCAGGACCAGAUUCAGGGUCUAGAGGAUGAGGUUGAAAUUCUUGAGCUUAAUCUUGAGGAAGAGGUUGAAAAGACGAAGGAUGCUAUCGCAGCCCGCCAUCAUGACGCGGCGAAGUUGAACAAAAAAGAGCAUGCUCGAAAUCUUAAGGAGCAAGAAGUUGCAGAGGCCGCAAAUCGGCAACUGGAGCGCAGUAUGGACAAGCUUAAGCAAAAAGAAAGACGCCAUCAGCUAGAGCAGCGAGGGUUGAUGAAGAGUAUACACUUCCUCAAUGCUAAAUGUGCCAGGCUUGAAGGAUUUAGAGCCGAUUUGGCGUAUUCAAAGGAGUACUACCAGAGGCAGAUUGAUAUGUACAAUGCUUGCAACAAACUAAAUUUGAAGAUGAUUGCUGAGAUGGGCAUUGUCGUGGACGUGAAGGAGCCAGAAAAGAAGCUCACUUUCAGAGUGGUUGCUCGUAUGGUUCAGGCCAGCGUUCGAAUGAAGAAGCUGCAAGAAGAGUGGUCGGUACACAAGCAACUUCGAGACGCCAUUCUAGCACAGCUUGAGCACAGCAAGCGUAAGAUGAGACGAGGCUUGCCAUAUUGAAUCUUGAAACUGGGCUAUUUAAAGCAGGGAACUUUUUGUCACCAGGUUGAAUCAUUUUGCUAAGACCAAAGGCUAUAUAUAAUAUUUUUUUUUGGCGUUCAAGAGCGCUGUUAUGACUACUUUUGGCAGGGUGAUAACUUGGGGUCAUGGGUUCGGCGUUGAUUUAUGAAAUUCUAGGUGUAUUUUCUGGCUCCAAGGACGAUACUUCAGGAGGAUCCAAAUGUCAUAUUAUAUCCUGCUCGAUAUUUUUCGAUAGAGAGAUAUUACCCU